UUUGGCAAUUCCCUGCUGGCUGCGGCGUACCACCAGCUGCCGGCCAGCUCGGCGGCUCUGCUGUUGAGUUCCCUGCAGACGUUCCAGUCGAGCGCCGAUGGGAAGCCCAACAGGAGCCCCUCGCCCGGGCACGUGUCCGCGGAGGAUCCCCCGGGGAGGCCCGAGCAGCCCGAUGACGAACAGGAGGAGGACCACGCGAACGAGAGGCUGAAGGUCGACGAGGACGAGACCAGCUUCGAGAGCUGGAGGGACACGACGAUACCGGUGCUGAGCAGCUGGAUGUUGAGAGCGUACGCAACUAUGCUGGGCAGGCUCUCGGCCGCCACGGCUGCGUUUGAGGCGGCGGCAGCAGCGGAGGACUCGAACUUUGCCUCGGACAGUGACUCGGAGAGCGACCGCUCCACGUCGACGGAUGUGUUAUCAAGGGAGAGCAGCCCCAGCAUCGGUGGCAGUGCCCAUCAAAUGCAAGAAAAGCCAAACAGCGGAGUUGUAGCGACAUCAACUCGUACGAAGACUAAGAAGAGACGAACGACCGACAAAUCCCGGAAAAGUAUCGAUACCGCGGCCAAGGAAAAGACUGGAGCUGCGGACGCGAGCGACGCCCCCAAAAAACGAUCCCUAGCCCUGCAGCGCGUCAGGUAUAGGUACGAGCGCGAGGAGUACCGGUGCUCGUUGUGCCCCUACGCUUGCACGAUCGAGAAGGCCUUUCAGAGGCACCUGCGCGCCCACGCCCGCGGCACGGCUUCGGAAACGCGAGUCAGUUGCGCCGUUUGCGGUGCCGAUCGCUCGUCCGAGGUCGAUCUCAGCCGCCACAUGCGCCGGCACCGCGACAACCGGUACUUUUGCUGCGACAUUUGCGUCUUUCGCACGGUACAGCUGAAAAAGUUGAUUCAGCACCGGCGGAUGCACACGGGCGAGAAGCCGCACCUGUGCCCCCAUUGCUGCUACAGGAGCGCGCGUCGGGACAACCUGCGGAGCCACGUGCGCCGCGUCCACAAGAAGGAGAACUUGUACUGCGACACCUUCAGCCCGCGGGGCGUGUUCAUCGUGCCGAAGCUAGAGCAGAGGCCACCCGAGGGCGACGAGCAGCAGGUGGAAAUCGAGGAGGAAUCCGCGAGUCCAGCCUCGCCUCCGUCCGUCACUCGGUCGUAA
Messenger RNA from Copidosoma floridanum, 1152 nucleotides. RefSeq lists its product as uncharacterized. Gene Ontology annotation, cellular component: nucleus. The record is from RefSeq and is a predicted model, not a curated record. Gene Ontology annotation, biological process: positive regulation of transcription by RNA polymerase II. Lineage: Eukaryota; Metazoa; Arthropoda; Insecta; Hymenoptera; Encyrtidae.